Molecule: messenger RNA, 2707 nt
Organism: Linum tenue
Lineage: Eukaryota; Viridiplantae; Streptophyta; Magnoliopsida; Malpighiales; Linaceae
Source: the annotation of a GenBank genome assembly
AAGACGAGUCACGCCUCCGUACCACGCGAGAAGCUCGAGCAAGGAAGCAACCCACCACGGUCCGUGGAGUUGGAGAUAUUUGCAGGGGCCGACGUUGACACGAGCUGAACCCAUGGCGGAAACGCUCAGACCUCGUCUCAUCACGCACCUCUCACACGCCACUUCUCUCUUCCAUUUAUACACUCCUCCUCCCCAAUAAUCUCUCCCUCAAAAUCACUCACUCUCAUAGCCGGAGCUCCAAUCCGAUGGCGGCGGUGCUGCGGGCCCCUUCUCUGGCCGAAAGGCGAUUCGAAGCAGUGGGCUUCGGCGGGAGCUUGUCGCCGGCGAGGAUGAUCCGCCGGGGUCAAUUGCGAAGCAGGUCCGACCGUUCGUCCCGCGGGAGAAUGGGGACUGUGAGGUGCUUCUCCUCUUCGUCGUCUUCUUCUGCUGGUUCGAGUGGAGCCGUUUCCCCGAUGGAAUUCCUGGAGGAAGAGGACUUGGGGCAUGUGAUACGGUUCGAAAUGUCCGAUUUCAAGAUGCUCGAUCGGGUUAGCGCUGGCCUUGGCGGGCGGGGAGACGAAGUAGUAUUCGAAGCGGUGGUUGAUGAUGAGACGAGUCCUUUGUACAAUACGAGAGUUGUGCUGCGGCGGCUUACGAGUACACAAGCUCAACGAAGGGGAAAGCGAGCAAUCGAGGUGUUGAAGAAGCUGGUUCGUCGGAGGCUCAUGUAUCAUUCGUAUUCAAUGCAAGUUCAUGGCUAUGUUUCCUCACAGACAAGCUCUGGCGAUGCCUCGUUUACUUUGGUCCAUGGGUACCAUGGAAGUUUUUCCUUGAGACAUUGGCUUAAUCAGUCAGAUUGGCUGCCAACUUUGGAAGCUACACUUGCAUUGGAUGAGGAAUCUGUCAGAAGGGUUGGAGAUGACACGGUUGGGGGGCCGACAGUCUCGAGGAAAUUACGAAUCAUCCGUGUCUUGAUGAGAGACCUUUUGAUUGGAGUAAACUACUUGCACAGUCAUGGACUUGCUCAUACAGAAUUGAGGCUGGAGAAUGUGCAUAUAAGCCCAGUGGAUAGACAUAUCAAAGUAAAUAUUAUUGGAUUCUGCUUGUCGACUAGAUUUGGUAAUUUUGAUUUUAGAAGUUAAUUGACAAGAAUCUAGUAGUUUGUACAAAGCAUAAUGAUGGCAUGUGGUGAUUAUAAGAAUGCUGGUUUCUUGGUUGUUUCUCUUGUUACUUGUUAUGUAUAUUUCAUUUCCAACCUUACAGGUAGGCAUACUGGGUAAUGCUGCAGACUUCUAUGAGGAUGGUCAAAAUAAUACUACAUUGGACAACAACAUGGAUCGGCGACGGAUGAUGAUUGGCUUUGACAUGAGGUAUAGUAUGCAGAAUCAGUGUGGAGUGCAAAAGCUUGUGAAGAGACUUGUAAAUCUCAGUCUGAUUCAAUUUUUGUAUAGAUGCCUGGGAUUCAUGAUGGCAAAAAUGGUGUUACGAGAACUCAUGGAUCCACUGAUAUUUUCGAAGUUCAAAACCUUCCUCGUAAAGAUGCUCGACCGGAACUGGGGUGCAGGUUGGAACCUUCUGUCCUCGUUACUUGCAACUAAACCUUCCAAAAGAAUGAGCUGUCUGGAUGCUCUUAGGCAUCCAUUUCUGUGCGGACCCAGAUGGCGUAUUACUCCAUCCAUGGAUAUCAUUCGAUGGGGUCUCGGCUCAACUGCUGUGCGAAUUAUAGAGGAAUACAUUUAUAGUAGGCCUCAGCGAAACAGGAUUUCGUAUUUCAUUGAACUGAUGGAGAUGCUCAAUCCUAAUUCCAAGCCAAAGAACUGGUUCGAAUUGCUACCAGGAAAAUGGCGUCUAAUAUACUGCACAGGGAGGCAUGUGGGACUAACCCUUCGCCAGCCACCCGCCCGAGUGCUCAUAGGGAACGUCAGUCUGACAGUAUCCAAACUAUCAAAACAAAGCAGAGAUCUCUCAUUCACUUCUAGCGUUGACUUCACAGUCAUGACCGGUCAAGACUGGCCCCAUGAUAAGACCGGUGUGGACGGCCAGCUGCAAGUGAACUCUCCAUUCAAACUAAUGUCAGGGAAACGGCUGUACCUCAAGGGAGAAAAGAACACCACCAGCGGGAGAUUCUCAUUCGGGGAAUCUACCGAUAUGGAUUCCCUGGCCCCCAAGUUACUAGCAGGGAGAUGGAGGAAAGCCCUGCCAUUUAAGGAGUUCCCAUCGAGCCUCCGUGUGGCGAAGCUUGCUUCGGGUGAGAAUGUUGACAUCACAAUGACGUUUGACGAUGGAGAGAAGGGUCGUGGAAAUGUGGUUCAGGCACGAGAUGCACUUCGGGAGGUCCGAAUCCAGUUGCCUCCAGAGAUGUUCGAUUUGUCGAGGAUUGUGUGUGGGACGUUUGUUGACGCUAGGCAUCUGGUGCUUCGUGGAGUGAAUGGGUCGGCUUUGUUGUUUGCUAGGUCUUGUUUGGAUCAGUAAGAAGUGUGUAGAUAGCAGAAGGUGAUUUGGUUAGAAUGAAAUUUGAAUGUACAGUUUGUGUACAUAUUCAUGUAGUUCAAAACAAUCGACAUCUCUUACAGAUUGCACACGAUUCUUGAAUUAGAAACGGGCCUAUGACCAUUCGCAUCCAGACUGAACUUUCAUGCCAACAUUGCUGGCAAAAUUUCAAGGACAGAGUUCUGCAUAAACCAUACACAAUCAGCCUGGACAGUAGAUGUUACGAAAAUGAAGGACG